Messenger RNA from Diaporthe amygdali, 1548 nucleotides. RefSeq lists its product as uncharacterized. The transcript has a single exon. The coding region runs from base 1 to 1548 and encodes 515 amino acids. Lineage: Eukaryota; Fungi; Ascomycota; Sordariomycetes; Diaporthales; Diaporthaceae. The record is from RefSeq and is a predicted model, not a curated record.
AUGGCCGAGUCGGACCUCCCGGCUGAUAUCUUCAACAGCCGCUACUUCGGCCGACAAUCCUCACCUGCACCUGGCGCCGAUAGGGAAUUCCCUCUAUUCGCACAGUUGCCUCGCGAGCUUCGGCUUCAGAUCUGGGCGUGGCACCUUCCCCGCCGCCGCUUCCUCCGCAUACUCCUGGAAGAAGGCGUAGAAGCUCAGCACGACGGGUCCGAGCCAGAGCCAGAGGCUUUGUACCUGGAAUCGUCAUCACAUUCAGGGAGCGGCCCCUGCCAUAAAUUGGGUGACGGUGAUGAAUGGGCCUCCAUAUUCGCGGAAGGUCCAGGAAAGCCCGAUAUGGAGGUGAUGAGAGAGCCCGGCGGACCGUCUGAGACUGAGACAUUGCCGUCUUCAGGCCCAACGGCGCCGCUUCUGCGAGUGACAUUCCUCGGCGCUCCGUCACCGGCAAUGCCGGCUCUACGGCUGGUUUGUCGAGAGGCUCGCGAUGCUCAUAACUCGGUAUAUUCUAUCCAGCUGCCGGUGCUUGCGCGCAUACCGUGGGGGAACGGCGCGCGAGACUACACAACAACCCGGAUCGUAGCACACCUAAACCCCGAGCUCGACAUCCUCUCCCUCCAGACGCCGAACCCGAUCGAAAUUGCCACCCUCAACCUCCUCCCCUUCUUCCUGCACCAUCUGCUCCAGCACGACCUCUCCCCCAGCCCACUGCGCUUCGGCGUCCGCCAUCUCUGCGUGGACCUCAGGCACCUCGGCAGCGACUACCACCACGGCGCAGACGAGGCCAGGCUCGAGGGCCCCGCCCCGCUCGCGCCCCAUGUGCUCGCCUCCGUCCGUCUGGCUGUGUCCCACCUGCGCGGCCUCUACUUGCGGCUCACCACCGCCAGUCACCUCGAGCCGCGCGUCAUGAGUGGGCCGUUCGCAAGCACGAGGUCGCUACCCUGGUACAACGCCAGCGUCCCGGUCCUCCCCGGUGUCUCGUGGGGGUUCCUGGGCACGGUGGAGCCCGUUCCUGGCGGCGAUCCGCGGCUCGCCCACCCUGAGGGCGCAGCGGACCUUCGCCAGGUCUGGAUCGGGAACCAGCUUCGCCCCUCGCUCGACGUCUGGGCCGGGCUCGAGCGCGCGUGGGGCGUGCCAACCGGCGAAGCCGGGACUCGCGUGCGCGCCCUGGUCGGGCUGGACGCCGAGGGCUGGGCGGACCGAAAAGACCGUAGCCUCGGCGGAAGCAGCCUCGGGGCCUACCUGCGUGAGGAGCGUGCCGCGUGGCAGUCCCUGAUGGACCCGGCGCUGGAGAUGGGCGCGGUCCUGCGCGAGUGCUUCCAGACAGCCCAGCAAACCUUUCUCCCCGGCCCAGGCGGCGGCCGCCCGCCGGCUGUGGCCCCGGAGGAGUGGAUCUCCCGGCGGGAGCCGUACACGGUCGUCGGGUUCUGGCUGAUCAACCCAGAGGUGCUGGAGGCUGCCGAGACCACCGGGUACGUCGGGAAGAAGAUCGUCAAUCUUUCCGAGAGGGAGGUGGAGGAUAUCGAGCUCUGGGUCUUCGGAGGGCACCCGUAA